Polychytrium aggregatum is the source of this 1210-nucleotide messenger RNA. RefSeq lists its product as uncharacterized. The coding region runs from base 119 to 1120 and encodes 333 amino acids. The record is from RefSeq and is a predicted model, not a curated record. Lineage: Eukaryota; Fungi; Chytridiomycota; Chytridiomycetes; Polychytriales. Gene Ontology annotation, cellular component: oligosaccharyltransferase complex. The transcript has 8 exons.
GCUGCCAGUCCCUCGUUCUGUUCUGUUCCGCCUCCGUUCUGUCCCCGUCUUGCCCGGCCUGCAGAACAGCGUCCUCACCCAACCGAACGUACCCCCCCCCGUGGCGACUCUUCUCCCCAUGCGCAUGUCCUCGUCCGUCCCGCGUCUGAGUGCCUUCGUCGCUCUCCUGGUCCUUUCGGCUCACCUGGUGCUUGCGGCCUCGUCGCAGCAAAAGGUCGAGAAGCUGAACGAUCUGUACAAGCCCGGAGAGAUCUUUGAGCUCGAAACGACCAGUUUCCUGCGGUUCUCUGAGAAGCCGCGCAACUACUCGCUCGUUGUUGUGUUGACGGCGUUGUCGUCGGAGCACCAGUGCGAGCCCUGCCGCGAUUUCCGAAAGGAAGAGAAGCUCGUUGCCUCGGCGCUGGCAUCCACCUUCACCCCAGGUCAUGUUUACUUUACCUCGCUGGACUUCAAGAACGGAAGAGACAUCUUUGUAACGCUCAAGUUGACGAACGUGCCCUACAUCCUCCACUUCCCUCCGACCGAAGGCCCCAACGCCAAGUCGAUUCCCGACGAAUAUGAGGUCUAUGAUAUUCCGAUGGGCGGCCUCCUCGCCGAGUCAGUCGCAAAGUGGAUCUCUAACGUGGCCAAGAUCGAGCCCCCGGUCACCAUCAAGCGCCCCAUCGACUACACCAAAUAUGCGCCUCUCGCAGGCUCGGUCGUCAUUUUGCUGGCGUCGCUCUAUAUUGCUGGCCCAGCCAUUGUUCUCAUCUUCCAGAGCAAGCACAUCUGGACAGCCAUUGCCAUGGCCUGGAUUCUCACCUUCACCUCGGGCUACAUGUGGAACCAAAUUCGCGGUGCCCCUUACCAGGGACGCCAGCGCAACGGCCAGCCCGAGAUGAUCAGCCCUUCGUACCAGAACCAGUACCAAGUGGAGACCCAGAUGGUGGGCACCUUCUACGGUCUUAUUUCCCUGCUCUUUGUUGGACUGGCUGUCAAGUUCCCCGGAAGCAGCAACCUCAACAUCCAGCGCAUCUCCAGUGUGAUUCUGCUGAUCGCUUUCUUGGGUGCCUUCUCGCUCUUGGUCAAGGUCUACAACUUCAAGCACGGCGGACAGUAUCCAUUUGGUCUGUUCUUCUAAGAAUGUCUUUGGUGACCGUGCUUCGUGAGAGCAUAUCCGUUUCCACACCGCGGCUUUCGUAAUAAAGCUAUUCCAGUGGUUGGUUGUGUC